UCAAAAAUUUGUUGUUACAGUAGUUAUUGGUUAUUCAACUACUUUUUUACCUGGUUAUCAAUGUUCUUGUAAUAAUAUUUUUUUAGAAAUAGUUGCUGAUCCAAAUAGUAAAAGUAAAAUUUUUGUAUUUGAAAUUGGUUCAUCAUCAUUACAAAAUUUUAAAAAAGGAGGGCCUGGUUAUAAAUCAUCUUUAAUUCGUGAAUAUUGCUCUAAAAAAACAUUAUUUGUUUUAAUUAUAGACGAUUCAAAGUGUUUUCUUAAAAUUUAUCAAGAGUUUCAGUUAAUAAAUCGUAUUAGAGAACAAACACCUGAUGAAGCUAAAAAUGAAAGCAAAAUAAUAGAGUUAACUACUAGUCUACAAGAAAUAUAUCUAGCAUAUUAUCAAUUUAGUGAUAGAGAAUUUAGUGCUUGGCAAACUUUAAUUCGAGCAGCUGGUGGACAUAAUAUAACUCUAUGGUCACAUGAUGAGUCAGAG
Dentiscutata heterogama is the source of this 475-nucleotide messenger RNA. The record is from the annotation of a GenBank genome assembly. Lineage: Eukaryota; Fungi; Glomeromycota; Glomeromycetes; Diversisporales; Gigasporaceae.